Messenger RNA from Blastocystis hominis, 2010 nucleotides. Its product is annotated as Succinate dehydrogenase flavoprotein subunit (SDHA). Gene Ontology annotation, molecular function: flavin adenine dinucleotide binding; electron transfer activity; succinate dehydrogenase (quinone) activity. Bases 55 to 1980 code for a protein of 641 amino acids. Gene Ontology annotation, biological process: tricarboxylic acid cycle; mitochondrial electron transport, succinate to ubiquinone. The transcript is spliced from 5 exons. NCBI's taxonomy places the organism in Eukaryota, Bigyra, Opalinata, Blastocystidae. The record is from RefSeq and is a predicted model, not a curated record.
CCAGACGAGAUUCUGGAGUGAAAUCUCCCCAAUUCUCCCAUUUCAAUUUAGGACAUGCUUCCUUCUUGCAGAAUUUUGGGAAAGACUGCUCCGGCUCUGACAAGAGCAUUCCGAGCUACUGCCUGCCGUUCCGCUGUAGUUGGUAAUACUGCAGAUGCUAAGGUCACGAAGGAUCUGGGCACUGCUUAUCCUAUUGUGGACCACGAGUACGACUGCGUGGUUGUCGGUGCUGGAGGUGCGGGUCUGCGUGCCGCUAUGGGUCUUUCUGAAUACGGAUUCAAGACUGCCGUGAUUACCAAACUGUUCCCCACGCGUUCUCACACCGUCGCUGCCCAGGGAGGCGUGAACGCUGCUCUCGGCAACAUGCACGAGGACGACUGGCGUUGGCACUUCUACGACACGGUGAAGGGUUCGGACUGGCUGGGUGACCAGGACGCGAUUCACUACAUGUGCCGCGAGGCUCCGCGCGCUGUGCGCGAGCUGGAGGCGUACGGUCUUCCGUUCAGCCGUUGCGAGAACGGCAAGAUCUACCAGCGCGCGUUCGGUGGUCAGACGAAGAACUACGGCGAGGGCGGCCAGGCGUACCGCACGGCUGCGGCUGCGGACCGAACGGGCCACGCGAUGCUGCACACGCUGUACGGGCGGUCGCUGGCGUACAACACGUCGUACUUCAUCGAGUACCACGCGCUGGAUCUGAUCAUGAACGGCGACGAGUGCGUGGGCGUGAUGGCGCUGUGCCUGGAGGACGGGUCGAUCCAUCGCUUCCACUGCAAGCAGACCAUCAUCACCACCGGCGGCUACGGUCGCUGCUACUUCUCUGCGACGUCUGCGCACACGUGCACGGGAGACGGCACGGCGAUGGCGCUGCGCGCGGGCAUUCCGCUGGAGGACCCCGAGUUCGUGCAGUUCCACCCGACGGGCAUCUACGGCGUGGGCUGCCUGAUGACGGAGGGCUGCCGCGGCGAGGGCGGCGUGCUGCGCAACAGCGAGGGCGAGCGCUUCAUGGAGCGGUACGCGCCGACGGCGAAGGACCUGGCGUGCCGCGACGUGGUGUCGCGCGCGAUGACGAUGGAGAUCCGCGAGGGCCGCGGCGUGGGCAAGCUGAAGGACCACAUCUACCUGCACCUGGACCACCUGCCCGCCGACCUGCUGGCGGAGCGCCUGCCGGGCAUUUCCGAGACGGCCAUGAUCUUCGCGGGCGUGGACGUGACGAAGGAGCCGGUGCCGGUGCUGCCCACGGUGCACUACAACAUGGGCGGACUGCCCACGAACUACCACGGCCAGGUGCUGAAGCCCACGGAGCAGGACACGGAGAAGGUGGUGCCCGGACUCUGGUGCGCCGGCGAGGCGGCCUGCACGUCGGUGCACGGCGCCAACCGCCUGGGCGCGAACUCCCUGCUGGACAUCGUGGUGUUCGGCCGCGCCUGCGCGAACUACAUCAACGAGAUCAGCAAGCCCGGCGAGGCGAAGACCCCGCUGCCCGCGGACGCUGGCAAGGCCUGUCUGGAGAACCUGGACCGCCUGCGCUACGCGAAGGGCGCCAUCCCCACCGCGCAGCUGCGACUGCGCAUGCAGCGCACCAUGCAGGACUACGCGGCGGUGUUCCGCACGGAGGAGACGCUGCAGGAGGGAUGCAAGCGCAUGAACGAGGUGGUGAAGGAGAUCCGCGACGUGGGCAUCACCGAUCGCUCCAUGAUCUGGAACACCGAUCUCAUCGAGACGCUCGAGCUCCAGAAUCUCCUCGAGCAGGCACACUGCACCAUGAUCGCCGCCGAGGCGCGCAAGGAGUCGCGUGGAGCCCACGCGCGCGAGGACUACAAGGAGCGCGAUGACGUGAACUGGUUGAAGCACACCGUGGCCUACCACGACGACGCUCUGUUUGGAACGGGAACCACCAAGCUGAUGUACCGUCCCGUGCAUAUGAACACGCUGGACGAGAACGAAGUGAAGCCCAUUCCGCCCAAGGCGCGUGUGUAUUAAUCGUUUAUUGUAACUGUGUUGUUGUAAUUA